ACAUUCUCUAUUUCUCUUUUUGUCUCUCUGUCUGAAUUCUGUUUUCUUUUCUCUCUUCUUUUGUUUUAUGUUUUAAACCGCCGAUGAACGAUCGGAGUCUCAAAAAGUCUCUCCCCGGUAAAAGCAAUCGUCCGGCUGAUGAGAAUCUAGCUCUCUUCUCAGUCAACCGUGAGGCCUCUUUGGAUGUUUUGUUUAAACUAGGAAGAGAACAAGCUAAAGUUGCUAAGCCUGAAGCUGAGGAUGUGAAGAAACUUGGAAAUGACUCGCUUUAUACUAUUCCUGAAGUUCCAUUGGGAACUCUCUCUAGAUUGGUUCUAGAAGCUAGAAAUACAACUUUUAAGCUUCAUUCCAUUUCUACUACAAGGGCUACUUCAAGGAGCGAGACCGAGAGCGAUCCAUCGUCAAGACCAACUAGAAGCGGUUCAACAAUUCGUCCUUCCAACAUUCCCACUCUCAGAUCCUCUUCUGCCCCCAAGAAGACGACAACUGCAACUUCAGCUUCUGUUUCUACUCCAAAGAGGACUGUCUCUCGAUCUUUAACUCCCGUAUCACGCAAAACCCCUUCACCUUCUUUAACUCCUUCAAGAACCAGUACAACUACUUCAACCACUCCUUCCUUCAAAAAAUCUGGAGACGCUCAAAGAUCAAGAUCGUUGACUCCAAGGUCAAAGCCUCAGGUUUCUGAAAAUUCAAGUAAGAGCAAUGUGCGUUCUUCCUCUGUCUCAUCACGCGGAUGUGUCCGUCGUGAUGGAUGCACAUCAGCUUCAACAACACCUCAGACACCGCCAAGAAUAAAAGAAACAGUCACUCUAGCGUUUGGUAGACCAGUGGGGAAUGUUAAUUCACCAAAACGGAACACUUCCCCGGAUGUUACAAAAACAAGGCCUAAAGGGCGCUCUGCUUCACCUUCUCUGAUUCCUACUUUUUCAGGCGCCUCACAUACAACAUCAACUCCCAAGUCUGUAAAGCCAUCUGCAACUGUUGCGGAUUCAACAAGGUCAGGAAGGAAAUUGCCAAGAGCUUCGGUUCAAAUGGCUAUCAAUCACUUGGACGUGGCAAGAAAUGGUAAAGUUGGAAAACAUGCGUUUUCAAGCACAACGUUGUACCCACACAGCAUCAGAUCUUCCUCGGGUUUGAGAAAGCAGUGUGGUAGUAGUGAAGGCAGCUGCAGCAGCAGCAACCAUGAAGAGGAAGAAGGAAGAAGCUUAGCCAAAGAAGGAGAUAAUACAGAGAAUAAGAACGAUAGUGCUCGUUAUGACGCAUUCUUGAAUGUUAAAGAUGUGAAAGAUACAAACUGGCUACUCAACAUUGAUGAUGAAUCUCAUCAUUCUCUCAUCUUCGACAAUGCUUUCGACUCUCCUCCUGACCUCUUCUCUCCACGUUAACUCUUUUUUUUCCCUUUGUUUGUUAGUUUAAAACAAGAGAGCUACUUGGAAAAAUAAUCCUGUUUCACUCUUUCUAAAAUUUCAUGCAAUCAAGAGAAAAAGAAAAAAAAAAGAGUUAUUCUACUCGUUGUGUUUUUCUUUCAAAAGUGUUGCUUGUAUUGAUCAACAGAAAUAUACAGCUUUGAGCUUUUUGUUAGUGAUAUACAGUGUUUUUAGAGUC
Molecule: messenger RNA, 1605 nt
Organism: Capsella rubella
Lineage: Eukaryota; Viridiplantae; Streptophyta; Magnoliopsida; Brassicales; Brassicaceae
Product: mucin-5B
Exons: 5
Coding region: 84-1385 (433 amino acids)
Biological process (GO): cortical microtubule organization
Cellular component (GO): cortical microtubule
Source: RefSeq, a predicted model, not a curated record